Molecule: messenger RNA, 2349 nt
Organism: Chara braunii
Lineage: Eukaryota; Viridiplantae; Streptophyta; Charophyceae; Charales; Characeae
Source: the annotation of a GenBank genome assembly
GCCAGACCAUCAAUGGUCCAAUGUCGUGGGCACAAAAGCUGAAAAACACAGUUUUUUCUUGGAUGCCCAAUUUUGUGAAAAUAGUUAAAAAUGUCAAUUUUAACGAAAUGCCAGUUAGCAUGCCCGACCACUGACAAUCUGUGUGGCUAUUUUAUCUUUUUUUCUUUUUUGGUAUGUCAGGCAUGCAGCUGUCAGAGUCCCAUCAAGUCGGUGUUCGCCAUCAAACAUCAUGGAGAACUCCAGUGAAGAAAAGCAUGUCCGCGUCCAACUAGUGUCAGAGUUUCAAGUGAGUAAAUCUGACAAGUCGAAGGAUGACUCUUCAGUGCAUUUUAAGUCGAUUGAUGUGCAUCCUCGUCAGCCCUGGGUCCUCUGCAGAUCUCAACGUACAGAAAACACUCUUGAAGUGUGGAGCUAUAAGGAUGGAACGCGUGUUGCCUCCUGGGUGAUCCCUGACUGGGACCGGGGUUUUUCUUCCGAUGCAAAAUUCAUUGCGCAGAAAGGUUGGAUUGUGGCAAACUUUCGUAGCAAAUCCUGUGUUUAUGAACUCCAAGGUUCAAAUUUGCACUGCGUCCAAGUACUUGAGCAUGUUUCUAUCGUUGGGAUGCUGUUUGUGCAUGAGAUCGCUAUCCAUCCCAACGCACCCUACAUAUUGGUUCUUUUUGGCACACAUAUAGUUUUGUGGGAUUGGAGCAAAGACUGGGAGAAGAUUACAAUCGAGCCUUGCAGAAAUGGUCCGCUUUCGGCAGAUGUGGUGAUGUUCAAUCCGACAGACUUAAAUACCUUUACAAUUGCUUAUCGAUGCGGCCCAAUAGACAUCUGGGACAUCGGCACCCGGUCUUGCAUCCGAAGACUCCAAACCGUCCUAGGUGUUUCUGGUCAAGCGUUAGUUGGGGUUGACUUUUGCAGCAGACCUGAGAAGUCACUUAUGUUGUCAUGCCAUUGCCCGUUCCAGGCGCGUGAAAAUGAUACCAUAGUAGUCUGGGACUACAAGAAGGGAGUUGAGGUAACCAAACUGAGAGUGGGCCGUGACGGUCUCAGGACAGCCUUCUUCCAUCCGCACUUGCCUUACAUACUGGGCGCAUCCUGUGACGGUCACAUUAGGGUCUGGGACGAGUCAAACUAUCGGCUGGUGGCGUCGUACAGAGGUAUGAUGCAGUUGGAGUUACGAGGCAUGACUCCUUGCAAAGACUCCAAUCAUGUGCUUCUUUUUGAUCGUGAAGGACUGUUCUUGGUACUGAACAUCGCGAUGAGCGGAGUAAACAAUGGGGGCAAAGUGAGCGAAGGAGGAAACAAGGGAGGCAUAGAGACGAUGCAAACGACCCUGGUCUCUGCAAAACGACCCCGGACGCCCACGCCAAUCGCCGACACCGAUGAGCCAGCAUCAGUGUCGAACAAGAGGCUUGUGGAGAUGAAAGACAAAGCCGACUGUGACUCUCCAGAUUGGGAGAAGACAACCCAAAAGAUGGUGUCUGACUUGGAGCUGAAGUGGAUGAAAGCACUUAACGAAUUGAGAGAACAGCACGCCCAGAGGGUCGAGAAGCUGGAAUAUGACGUAAGAAUUUUGAACGCGGAGAAGAGGGUCCAGAAGCUUGAAGAUGAGUUAAGAUAUUUGAAGGCAGAGAAGAGGGUCCAGAAGCUUGAAGAUGAGGUCAGAGAUUUGAAGGCGGAGAAGCGGGUCCAGGAGCUUGAAGAUGAGGUGAGAACAGAGAUGGCAGCAAUGGCAGAGAGGAAUGGAGAGUCAGAGGGGAAGAUCCAGGAGCACUAGAUUGCUAGGGUAACCCAAGCUGAGGCUUGGGGAGAAGUUCCAGAGACCCAGCCCGUGUGUGUGAGUGGUACACACAUGUAUGGACUGUCGAUCAACAGGCCAUGAGUUUGAAUCCUGACGGAAUCACAUGGAUAAAUAAUGCUUCAGGCUGCUCCCUUCUGAAAACAGAAUGAAAAGAGAAAGGCAUCUGUGGUGUAGGAGGCUGAGCUACAAGUCCUCGAGCUAUUACUACCUGCACUGUAGCUGUUAAAAGUGAGGAAGGUGGCUCUGGCACCCUGCCGUCACAUAAUGUCCGCAAUGCACUGUACAGAUGCUUGAUCUCCUGCUGUGUCGUUGGGUGGCCCCUUGGCCGUUCAUUUCGACUGCUGAUUUCAGAGACCAGUCAUUUGGCCGGCCAUUCAUUUUGACUGUUGAUUUGAGGGACCAGUUGUUUGGCUGGCUGUUGAUUUUGAAGUUGAUCCUGGACCAUCUGUUUAGCCUUCAAUUUUGCUGUUGAUUUCGAGUGCAGUGCGCAGGGUUGCUGUGGCAUGCAUGGGCCUUCUACACAGGCCCUGGGGGGGGCCGGCGUUAAACUCUUGGACGCU